Molecule: messenger RNA, 9586 nt
Organism: Fonticula alba
Lineage: Eukaryota; Rotosphaerida; Fonticulaceae
Exons: 18
Coding region: 1-9552 (3183 amino acids)
Biological process (GO): cyclic nucleotide biosynthetic process; intracellular signal transduction
Cellular component (GO): cytoplasm
Molecular function (GO): adenylate cyclase activity
Source: RefSeq, a predicted model, not a curated record
AUGGCCGCGCUGGAUGAUGACGGCGGUCGGUCGGAGGCCGCGACGGUUGUCCCUCCCCCUGGGCCCCCGGCGCCGCCUGCGCCGGUGGCCAGCACCACGCCGGACCUGUCGGCCCUGAUUGCGCCCUUCCUGCCGAAGCAUGUGCGCGAACAGGACUUCCCGCUGGAUGGGGCCGGGCUCUUUGGGAGCGUGCGCGAUGCGGCGGUGUCCGAGGCGGCGGCCGCGGCGGCAGGCCGGGGGGCGCGCUCGGCCGGCGGGCCCUCGGCCGCGGCCCUGCCCUCCGGGCCGCCGGCGCUCUUCCCCCGCAUCGACCUGGUCCCCUACGUGGCGGUGGGCAUCCUGGACAUCAGCGGCUACAGCGCCCUGACGUCCAUGCUGGCCAAUGCCUUCCCCUCGAAGGCCGGGGCCGGGGCCGGCCUCGGGGCCGAGCUCCUGACCCGGCUGCUGAACCCCUACAUGGCGCGCAUGAUUGACACGGUGCUGCUGUACGGGGGGGAUGUCAUCAAGUUCGCCGGCGACGCCAUCAUCGUCGUGUGGCGUCCGCUGCCGGGGGACCGGGCCCGGGUGGCCCGGGUCCUGGGCUCGCUCUCCGAGGCCGGCGCCCCCCCGGGCGAAGCCGACAUCGACGCCGGGCUCCGGGCCCUGGUCACCCUGCGCGCUUGCCAGGCAUCCAUCUCCCUGCUGGAGGAGCUGGGCGACUACAAGAUCGACCUGCCGCCGGGCGUGGUGGCCGCGUCGCAGCCAUCCUCCUCCGGCAGCCUGGCGGCCGGGCUGCCGGGGCCGGCCGGCGGCCCGGGACCAGGCCACCCUGCCGGGCCCGGCCCCUCGGCCCCCGGCGGCGGCAGUGGCAUCGGCGGCGGCAUCGGCGGCGGCGGCGGCGGCGGCGGCGGCGGCCCCUCCUCCCGCACGGGGUCCUCCAUUUCCCUGCCACCCACUCCGGGCGCGGGCGGGGCCCCGGCCCCGGCGCCGGCGCCGGGCCACCUGUUCCAGCGGUCGGCCUCCGGGGCCGGCGUGCCGCGGCCCCUGGCCAGCCGGGCCAGCUCGGCCAGCUCGGACCUGGUGGAGCUGGCCGCAGCCGGCCCGGCCGGCCGGCUGGGUCCGGUGCUGUCCGUCAACACGGGCCUCGGCCCGGGCCUGGGCGGGCCUCUGUCCCCGGGGUCGGGGCUGCUGGCGACGCCGGGCACCGGCCAUCCGCCGAUGACCCCCGGCCCGGGGGGCCUGCUCCAGCCGCGGCCCUCGCUGGCCGGGGCUCCCGGCGUGGGGGUCGGCUCGCUGCCGGCCAUGUCGCCCGUGUCGGGCCCCGGGGCCGGGGGCUCCGGGCCCGGGGCGGUUCUGGCCGCGCCCACUCCCCGGCCGCAGGCCACCCUGAGCAUGCACAUUGGUGUGGCCUUCGGGUCGGUCUUCGAUGUGCAUGUGGGCCAGAUCUCCCGGCUGGCCGGGCAGCGUGGGGCCGGGCCGGGCGGGUCGGCCGGGGCCGGCGUCAGCCGGCAGGCGAGCAUGGCCGGCGCGCCGGGCCCCGGGUCCAGCGGCCCCGGCUCGCGGGGGCCCUCCCCGCAGGCGGAAGCCGGGGCCGGGGGGGAGCCGGCCCCCGGGCCCGGGCCCGCGGCCGCCAGCCUGCACGGGCGCCUCGAGUACUUUGUGGCCGGGGUGCCGAUGUUCCGCGCGGGCGGGGCCCUGGAGGCGGCCGCGCGCGGGGAGUUUGCCAUUGACCAGGCCGCGGCCCGGGUGGUGGCCGACUUCGCCGGGGUCCUGGCCCGGGCGGCCGAUUCGCCGCUGGCCGCCCUCGACACCCUGGACCUGGAGCUGGAGGUGGACCGCAUGGAGGCGGGCGAGCCGACCGACGUGGGGGGCCCCUUCGCCGUGGUGUCGGGGCUCAUCGCGUCGGCCUCCGUGCGAGACAUGCUGCCGGCCCAGCCGCCGGGGGAUGCCCUGGCGCCCGCGGUCCCGAGGCCAGUCCGCCUGACCGAUGUCCACUCGCUGUUCAUCAAUGAGAGUGCCCUCUUCCGGCUGCGGCACGGUCGGGGCGGGCUGCUGAAUGAGCUCCGGACGGUGUCCGUGGUGUUCGUCAGCCUGGACCUCUCGCCGCCGGAGGUGGACGAGGCCACCGGGCGCGAGGUGGUCCCCGGCUCGACCGAGGACUUCCUGCAGACCGCCCAGCGGACCCUGUCCACCAGCAUGCGCGCCAUUCGCGAAUACGAGGGCACCCUCCGGCAGAUGAUGAUGGAUGACAAGGGGUUCACCGUGCUGGCGGUCUUCGGCCUGCCGCCGUGGUCGCACCAGCAUGACCCGGUGCUGGCUGUUCGGGCGGCGCUCAAGAUUGAGCGCCACCUGUCCCACCGCGGCAUCAAGUCCAGCAUCGGUGUGGCCACCGGAACCGUAUACACCGGCACCGUGGGCACGGACAUCCUCGGCAAGACGCCGGCCGAACCGACGGCCGACCCGGCUGACCGGUCGGCACGGGGGCACCUCUCGUCAUCGAGCGCCCUUGGCCGGCGGGCUAGCACGGCCCCCGGGGCCGCGGCGCCGCCCCCGCCCCGGUCGACACCGCCCCGGCCCGGCCUGCUGGCCAGCAGCGCCGGCGGCCGCUGCGACCACACCAUUCUCGGCGACUGUGUCAACAUGGCCGCGCGGCUCAUGUGCCAUCCGCUGAUGGGGGAGAAUUCCCUCCUCGAGGAGGGCCCGGCCCCGGGGAACUUUGUCCUCCCGCGGGUGCUCUGUGACCGGACCACCUUCGCCGCGUGUCAGUCCUACGCGUCGGACUCCACGGCCCUGGCGGCGGCCGGGCCGGCCGGGGCCGGGGCCGGCCUCUCGGCCGCCAUGCUGGCCGACCAGUGUGGCUUUGCCUUCGGCCCGGCGCGCGACAUCCGCGUCAAGGGCAAAGACGUGCCGAUCCAGGUGUUCCGCAUCCUGCCCCCCUCGGCCGUGGACCACCCGUACUAUCGCGAGGCGCUGGACUCGGCAGCCGCCGCCAACGCCGCCGCCGCCGCCGCCGCCGCCGCCGCCACCAUCACCCCCGAAGCAGGCGCCACGGCGGCGGCGGCGGCACCUGCCGGCGCCGCCACAUCGACGGCACCCUUCACACCGUCCACAUCCUCCCUCGUGGGUGUCUGCUCGACUGACGCCCUGGCCGGCAUGGGGGCCGACGACUCGCCGCGUGGCGGCCCCCCCGGCGAGCCGCCCUCCUCGCUGCCGGUGCUCGGGGUGGCGGAAUUCCCGCCUGGCGAUGAUGCCCAGGGGUCGGCCUCCAGCCUGGCCAGUGCCAGCUCGAUGUCCCUGGGCCCCGGGGCCUUUGGCCUGGCGGCCGGGCCCAAUGGUGAGUCCCCCCUCGGGCGGAAGUACAGCACCGCCACCGGCGUGCGCCAUGGGUCCAUCGCGCCAGACCAGCGGCUGCUGGUGCACUUCCCCAGCAGUGCCAGCCUGGCAUCGGUCAUCCAGGGCCAGGGGGCUCUGGCCGGCGAGGGCGGCCCCGGGGCGGGCCUCGGCUCCCCGGGCCCCGGGUCCGGGAUGAUGCUUCUCGGCCCCGGGCCCGGCGGCGGCGGCGGCGGCGGCGGCGGCAGCAGCAGCAACAACAGCAACAGCAGCAACAGCAGCCUCUCGGGGCCCGGACGUGGAGGUGGCUCAUCCUCGACGCUGGCCGCCGGGCCCGUGAACCGGGCGACAUCCAUCCGCGGCCGGCCGCCGGGGCUGGUCAGCACGAAGGUCAGCAGUUCGGCGUCGCUGCUGCCGGCGGCGCCCGGGGCCGGGACCGGCCCCGGCAUCUCCGGGGCCCCGGUGGAUCCGUCGGUUCUUCGGGCCAUUUCCUCGUCGGCGCUGCUGAAGAACCCCCCGCCGGGGCCCGACGUGGCGCCGGCCACCGUGACCGACAUGCUGGCGGCGACCGACUCGCAGCCGAACCACUUCGUGGUCGGCCGCUACUAUGAGGAUUGUCUCUCGCGCCAGCUGAUCAACUCGGCCGUCCGGUCGGUCCCCUUCCUGCGGCCGGACCUGAAGGUCCCGGCCCCGGGGCCGGCCAUGGUUUCCUGCCGCGCGCUCAUCGUCGAAGGCGAGACCGGCUCCGGGAAGACCACCCUCGCGCGCCUCUUUUCCUGGAAUGCCCAAGCCGCCGGGUGUUUGGUCUUGCAUGUCCGCCCGUCGGAGGCCUCGCCCAAGUCUCCGCUCUUCUCGGCACGGGCACUUCUCCGGUCGCUGGUGGCGCACGUCCUGGAGAAGACCGCCAACUACUACGAGAUUGAGGCCCCGCCGGGGGACAUGGCCGAGCCGCCGGCCUCGCCGGGGAUCGUGUCGUCCUUUGGCCUGGGGCUGGGCCAGCGCCUGCUGCUGCCCGCGUCGCCGGGGCCGCUCUCGCCGCCGGUGGGGGCACCGCCGGGGCCGCACUCGCGGUCGGCGUCCGCGGUGUCCGGCCGGAGCAUCGGCCCCGAUGCCGAGGGGGCGGUGGCAUCUGCCAGCACCGAUGGCGAUGGCCCCCGGGGCGUGGGCAUGCCCGCCUCCGCGCCGGGGCUGCUGGCCCAGCGCAGCCAGACGGCCCUGGUGCUGACGGCCCUGCCGCCGGCGCGGCAGCUGGGGCCGCCGGCGGGUCCGGCCCCCGGGGCGCCGGGCCCGGCUGCCCCGGCCCCGGCCCCGGCCCCGGCCCCGGGGGGACCAUACUCGCGGCCGCCCAUCACCCGUGGCCACACGGUGUCCUCGCUCUUCGGGUCCACCGACACCGGGAUCCUGGAGGCGAUUCUCCUGCCGCAGAUGGGCGGCCGGGCCCCGGCCGCCGCGGCCCCGGCAUUGGCGGCCGUCGGGCCCUCGCCCUCGGAGGGGUCACUCCUGCGGCCGGCCCCGCCGAGCCCGUUCGCCAGCCGGCCGGCCAGCGAGAUGAGCCUGGACGUGAGCCAUGGCGGCGCGUCGCCCGGGCCCCGGUCCGGACAUCCGCUGCCCUUCCGCCGGGGGAUCACCAUUUCGGCGCUGAUCCCGGCGGCCGAGGACCAGGGCCCGGUGGGUGGCCCGCCGGUGGCCGGUCCGGCGGCGGCGGCGGCGGCGGCGGCCAUCAUGCGCCGGCAGGCGUCCACCGUGUCGACCUUCGGCCUGGCCGGGGCCGGGGCCGGGGCCGGGGCCAGCCCGGGGGGGCCUCUUCGCCCGGCCGGCCCGGCGCCCCGGAUGGGUGCUCACACCCGGACCGGGUCGUUUGCGGCCUUCGCGGCGGUGGCCGCCCCGGGCGCCGGCACCGGCCACUCGCCCUCUUCCUCCUCGGCGGGUGCCCGUGGGCAUGGGGUGCUGAUUGGGUCGGCCUCCGGGCCGGUGGGCAUCCACCCGUCGGCCAGUGCCACGGUGGGCUUCGCCCCGGCCGGGGCCCUGCCAACCGCGCCCGGCUCGCGGCGGGCCUCGGAUGCCGAGGGCCCGGGGCACGGCCCGGUCGGCGCCCCGGCCGGGGCCCUGCCCACCCCGCCCGGGUCGCGGCGGGCCUCGGAUGCCGAGGGCCCGGCCCGCGUGCCGUCGUCCAAUCCCGGCUCGCGGCGGGCCUCGGAUGCCGAGGGGCCGCAAGGGCCCGGCCGAGUGGCGGUCGCCUCGCCGCUGGCCCUCUCGCCGUUGGUCAGCAUCUCGGAGCUGACGGCCGACGAGCUGCAGGAGCUGGCCGCCAGCCAGACGGGCAUGUUCUCCGGGGUGCCGCUGCGCGGGCCGGCCCUGGCCCGGCGCCUGUCGAUCGACUCCUUCGCCACCUUCGACACCCUGGACACCAUGUUCAAUGAGAGCUCCCUGCGCGAGGCCGAAAGGCUGCGCCUGUGCGUGUAUCGCCUCUUCGGGGCGGAGUCCCUGCUCUCGGCGGAGCCGGUGCUGCCGGUGCACGGGUCCUCCGCCAGCCACCGGUCGCACCGGUCGACCCGGUCGUUGGGCAUCCGGCAGGCGGCCCCCUCGGGCCAGGCCACCGGCAUGGUGGGGCUCCUGUCGGCGACCGAGCAGCGCCGGCUGAUCACCGAGCUGGAGAACCUCAGCCAUCACCUGGGGCUGAUUCUCUUCCCCUCGCGCUCGGCCAAAACCCCGAUCGGCGCCUCGUCGGCCUCGCUGGCGCGCAUCCUGGCCCGGCUGUCGCUCUUCGAGCCGGUGGCGAUCAUCGUCGACGAUGCCCAGUGGCUUGAUGACCACACUUCCCGAGCGCUGGCCCUGCUGGCCAAUAUGACGGCGCCGGUGGACCCGUCCGGCCCCGGGGCACCGGGGCCCGGCGAGUCGCUGAAUGCCGACUCCCUGCACCGGACCGGCGGUGUGUUGAUCUUUUCCUUUGUUCCCUGCCUCAACAACCACACCGGCACGGCCGACUCGUCGGACGUGUCGGGCAUCCCGUGCGCCGCGCACCUGAUGCAGCCGGCCGGUCCGGCGGAUGCCCCGGCGACCGAGCAGCGGGACUUCCGCCUGCAGGACGACAUGGCCGGGGUCCCCUCGCUGCGGGUGUCCAUUCCAUCGCUGCAGCGCCAGGAGUGUGACAUGCUCAUCGUACGCUGCUAUGGCCGCGGCGUCCGGACCAUCCAGGACCGCUUGAGUUUGGAAAUCUUCGCGCGUACCCGCGGGCACCCCUCCUUCACCGAGGCCAUCGGGUAUGCGCUGCGCGACUCCGACGUCGUGGAUGUCGUGGGGUCGGUGCUGCGCUUCCGCCAUGCGGCCGCCGGGGCCUCGCUCCUGGCCGACACCCUGCCGUUGGAUGUGGAGACCUCGCUCCUGGUGCAGUAUGACUCGCUGAACCACAUGUUCCAAACGAUCCUCCGCGUGGCCAGCAUCUUUGCCCACCAGGAGCCCUUCUCGAGCUACGACCUGGCGGCGGUCAUGGCCCGGCUGGCCCUGCGGCCCAAGACCCCGAACCCCUACCUGUCGCUGCUUUGCUCGGAUGUGGAGGAGCUGGAUGCCGGGCUGCCGCGUGGCUUCCCGGCCCUGCGAGCGCUGGCCGCCGAUGAGGUGGCGCGCGCGGCGGACCUCGACUCGGCCUGCCUGGAUUUGGUGGCCCUGCGCCUGGUGUCGCUGGCCGUGUGCUACAAUGGGCUGGGGUUCCUGACGAUCCUUGGGCUGCCGAGCGCGGUGGCCCCGGCGGCCGGGCCUGCCAGCCCGGCCGAUGUGCCUGAGGCUGGGCCCUGUCCGCCGGCGGCGGAGGACCGCGUCGCGCGCGUGGACUCCUUCUCCCGGUGCAAGCUAUCCUUCCGGACGAGCUCCCACGCCGCUUGCGUGUAUGGGGUCAUGCUGUUCGAACUGCGAGCGGAGAUCCACCUGGCCGCUGCGGAGUACUACGAGCGGCGUUUGACGGAGAACAGCCGAUUCGCGCAUGCGCCCAUCGUGGCCUUCCACUAUAUGCGCACGGACUUGGCUCCGAAGAAGAUCGAGUAUCUGGAAAUUGUGUCCUUCUUCCUGGCCGACAUUCACUGCAUGUCGGAGGCGGCGCUGGGCCUGGCGCAGCUGUGCGAGAUCGCCACCAUUCCCCCGGCGGCCGACACCGACGCCAAGGUGCCCACCUUCCUUGUGAGCCCGGCGCGCAUUCACUCCUGGAUGGCCAAGCGCGUGUCGGCACUCGAGGGUGCCGGCGACCUGUAUCGUGCCCUGGCCGAGGCCGGCUUACUGCUCCACUAUCUGGGGUAUGCACCGCCACAGGUGUCCUCCUCGGCGGAGCUGGCCAGCCGGGUGUUCUUCCAGGAGCGCGUGCUGCUGCUGAGCCUUGCCCGGCUGCUUGAUCGGUCCCCCGAGGCCUUUGCUUCGGUGACCGGACCGGCGGCCCCCCGGCGGCGCGGGCUGGCUCGGCUGCUGGACUUCCUGCGACGGCCCUUCGGCCCCGGGCGCCGGGGCACGGCCAGCGGGCCCGGGCGCCCCGGCAGGCCCGGCACCCCGGGGCCCAGCGCCCCCGGCUCGGCAUCCUCCUCGACUCCCCCCUCGGCAUCGAGCUCCUUCUUCUCGAGCGAUCUGUUUGCCGACACCGGGACCGACUCGCUCGGGUCCCUCGGGUCGCUGGAGGCCCUCGGCGGCGGCGGCGGUGGCGGCGGCAGCGGAUCCGAUCUGUCGCCGCUGCUGCUGUCGGACCGCGACGCGCGCAGCCUCGCGGCGCAAGUGCUGCUGCAUUCCUCGCAUCUGCUCUACCAGCUGGGACUCUUCGUGGACGCGGCGGAUGCCUUGCUCCGGUCGGCCUUCCUGUGCCUGGGGCUGCCGCUGGUGGAGGCGGCCGACCUGCGCUCCAUGACGGCCGACGCCUUUGCCCAGCGGCACCGGGCGCGCGAAUGCGGCCUGGAUGCCUGGCCGGUGGUUUUGUCCGGCCUGGCGGUCGCCUGGCAAUCUGCCAGUCGGGAAGAGAUUGCCUGCGCGGCAUCCGACCGGGCCGAGAUGCUGCUGCUCCGGUCACCCCCGGCCUCGGAGGCCGAGCUGGCCGCGCACCUGGCCCUGCGGGAGCUGCUGCGCUUCGACCUGGACCGGGCCUUUGGCUACCUGCGGGCGUCGCAAUUCUGCGCCAUUGACACGGCGCAGCGCGGUGUGGCGGCUCGGUCGCGCUUCCAUGCCAUGCUCCUGACGCUGGUGGCCGGGCACCAUCACUCCCGGCAGAAGAUCGGCCUGCACCAUGGGAACUCCUUUGCCACGGUGGGCGGCAUGGAGGCGCCGGCCGGGGCCGGGGAUGAAACCCCGGUCCCGGGCAUGGCCGCCCCAUCCAUGGGCCUGGUGGUGGAACUGGCCCUGGAGGAGUGCCUGGCAUCGGAUGACAUCCGGAGCGCCAUCGACUUGUGUGCCUUUUCCAUGGUUUCGGCCCUGCUCCUUCGCCGGUCGGCCGAGACCGACGCCUGGUUUGUGCGCUUCGCCGAGCUCCUGCGCAGCACCAACCCCCAGCACGACACGGCCGACGGCAUGGUGGCCCUGCAGCAGUCGGACUUCUCCGUGCAGCCGGACACCCUGGGCCUCAGCGUGCCGCUGUAUGUGGUCCACCUGCUGGACAUGGAUUCCGACCACUCGAUGCUGAGUCGGUCCUUCCGUGCGGUGAGCUGCGCGCUGGUGUUCAUUUCGAAAAAAACCUACGAGAUCGCCAUCUACUGCAUGCACCGGGCCCUCUUCUACCUGUCGGACUACUUCCUGACGCGCACCGAGCUGGCCGGGCCGUUUGCCGUGGUGCCGGACAUCACGCUCCUGGUGACGAUGUGGCUUGCCUCUUUGGCCACGGCCCAGCUGGCGGUCGGGCACUCCUGCCAGAGGAUCGUCAAGGCCUCCCUCCGGGGGCACCUGGUCACCAUGGCCGGGGCCCUGAACACGCUGAACCUCUGUCUGGGCGAGUCGGGCGGGACCCUGGCGCUGGCUUCGCUCGCGGCCACACGGGCCGCACACCUUCUCCUGGCCGGGCGUCGUACCAAGGCCCGGAAGGCCCUGCUCGCGGUACUCCGGUCCCAGUUCGGACUCCGGAAGAGGUCCGGGUGGGGGGCCGGCCGGGCUCAGGCAGCCGCGGCCGACCCGGCCUUCGACCAUGUGGACCAAGGGCCACCAUCGCCGGAGCAGGUGCGUCCCGGCACGCCGACCUCCGAGGUUGAACGGCGUCUGGUCCAGCUGCUGGCCACGCUUGGUCCUUGACACCCCCAGCGAAGCGGGGGGGGGGGGGGGGGGG